ACAGAGUAAGAGAAGGAGACUGACUGACUGACAGACAAACAGACAGACAGGUGAUCAGAAAGACAAACAGGCUGUUUACUUAAGGGUAACCCUAACCCUCUUUUGGAAUAAACAAAUAAACGACAGUAGCCGGAGGCAGUUACUAGGUGACCGGUGCUGCAUGAUGCCAGGAUGGCUCCUCUACUGCCCCCUGUUGGUGCUGAGGUCUUCAGACGCUUCACUUCAGCCUCACUAGAAGAAAUCCAACGUCGACAUGAAGCUGAAGAAAAGGAGCAUCAGAAAAGGAAGGAGAAGAACAUUGAGAUAGCAGAGGAAGAUAUUCCUAAACCAGCAAGUGACCUGGAGGCUGGCAAGCCCCUCCCAUUCAUCUAUGGAGAACCGCCUCCUGAGCUACUCAACACCCCGUUGGAGGAGCUAGAUCCCUUCUACCAAUCACAAAAGACUUUCAUCGUUCUCAGUAAAGGAAACAUCAUCUACAGGUUCAAUGCCGAGUCGUCCUGUUACAUGCUGAGUCCGUUCAGUCGUCUGAGAACCGGCGCCAUCAGGAUCCUGAUACACUUUUGUUUCAGUUUAUUCAUCAUGGUGACGAUUCUGACGAACUGUGUUUUCAUGACUAUGAGUGAUCCUCCGUCGUGGAGCAAGACUGUGGAAUACGUGUUUACUGGCAUUUACACGUUUGAAGCAACAAUCAAAAUUUUGUCCCGAGGAUUCUGUGUGGGAGAUUUCACCUUCCUUAGAGACCCCUGGAACUGGCUCGACUUCAUGGUCAUCAGCAUGGCGUAUCUGACAGAGUUUGUAGAUUUGGGAAAUGUUUCAGCCUUGAGGACGUUCAGAGUUCUUCGAGCCCUGAAGACCAUCACGGUCAUCCCUGGUCUGAAGACGAUUGUCGGAGCUCUCAUUCAGGCAGUGAAGAAGUUGGCGGACGUCAUGAUCCUGACGGUGUUCUGCCUCAGUGUAUUCGCUCUGAUUGGUCUGCAGCUCUUCAUGGGAAACCUGAGGCAAAAGUGUGUCCUGAUUCCACCGCUGCUUAGCAGCCACACAUCUGAUACUGAUCUCAAAUCCCAUUACCAUGACAACAUCACCCUUGGAAACCAAACCCAUGGCAAUGGAACAGGAAGCAGUAACUUUGAUUUCUAUGAGUACAUUAACAACCCAGAGAACCAUUACUACCUGUCUGGUCACCUGGAUCCUCUGCUGUGUGGAAACAGUUCUGAUGCUGGGGUCUGUCCAGAGGGUUUCUUCUGUCUGAAAGCAGGGAGGAAUCCAAACUACGGUUACACAAGCUAUGACUCUUUUGGUUGGGCGUUCCUGGCUCUGUUCAGACUGAUGACCCAGGACUUCUGGGAAAACCUCUUCCAGCUAACGUUGAGGGCAGCAGGUAAAACCUAUAUGAUUUUCUUCGUGGUCGUCAUUUUCCUGGGCUCGUUCUACCUCAUCAACCUGAUCCUGGCGGUGGUUGCCAUGGCGUACGCUGAGCAGAACAAGGCGUCCAUUGCCGAGGCCAAACAGAAGGAGGAGGAGUACGAGGAGAUCCUGGAGGCGCUGAAGAGGAGAGGCGAGGAGGCGGCCUGCAGGGCAGCGCUCUCUGACAAAACAAAUUCCAUACAGGGUGAUGAGGAAGAACAUACCGCCAUGGAAGAUAUGAGGCCGUGUCCUGCUUGUUGGUACACCUUCGCUGACGUCUUCCUGAAGUGGAAUUGCUGCAGUUGCUGGCAAUGGCUCAAAAAGCGUCUCUACACCUUCGUAAUGGACCCGUUUGUUGACCUCGGCAUCACCAUCUGCAUCGUCCUCAACACUGUCUUCAUGGCCAUGGAGCAUUAUCCAAUGACGGAUGAGUUUGAGGAGCUGUUGAGCAUCGGAAACCUGGUCUUCACAGGGAUCUUCACAGCGGAGAUGGUCCUCAAACUUCUGGCCAUGGACCCUUAUUACUACUUCCAGGUGGGCUGGAACAUCUUUGACAGCAUCAUUGUCACUAUGAGUCUGGUGGAGCUGGGAUUGGCCAAUGUUCAGGGUCUGUCGGUGCUGCGCUCAUUCCGAUUGAUGCGAGUCUUUAAGCUGGCCAAGUCGUGGCCGACCCUCAACAUGCUGAUCAAGAUCAUUGGGAACUCUGUCGGGGCUCUGGGGAACCUGACUCUGGUUCUGGCCAUCAUCGUCUUCAUCUUUGCUGUCGUUGGGAUGCAGCUGUUUGGGAAGAACUACAAAGACUGUGUCUGUCGAAUCGCAGAAGACUGCGAGCUUCCUCGCUGGCAUAUGAAUGACUUCUUUCAUGCUUUCCUCAUCAUCUUUAGGGUCUUGUGUGGAGAGUGGAUUGAGACCAUGUGGGAUUGCAUGGAGGUCGCAGGUCAGACCAUGUGUCUGAUUGUCUUCAUGAUGGUCAUGGUCAUCGGAAACCUGGUGGUCCUGAAUCUGUUCCUGGCCUUGUUGCUCAGCUCAUUCAGUGGGGAUAAUCUGGCGGCUCCAGAAGAUGAAGGUGAAAACAACUUGCAAAUUGCCAUAAAUCGGAUCAACAGGGCUGUAGCUUGGACCAAAUCCUGGAUUUUAGAGCACAUCUGGACCAUGUUGGGAAAGAAUAAACAUGCCAACCGAGACCACAUUGUGGUUGACAGUGACAACGACAAUAUGACAAAGGAGGUUGUACCAUUGACCUUUGUGACCUCAGACCAGCAACGCUCAGAGGUCAACAAUCUCAGCUGUAGCCAUGGCAACAUGACCAGCAGUUACCACAACAUCACCUUCCUGAGGGUGCCCAUAGCUGAGUCUGAGUCUGAGUCUGACUGCGACACACCUGACAGUGAAGAUGAGGAGGAUGACGAGGAGAAUAAAAAUCACUCUCAAUGUGACGAGUCGUCAGUUUGCAGCACUGUACAGAAACCCCCUGCAGUCCAUGAGGAUGAAGAUGAUGAAGAUCAUGAUUCAAACACACCUGAGGACUGUUGUACCGACAAGUGUUAUCAUCACUGUCCACUCCUAGACAUAGACAUGUCCCAGGUCAGAGGCAAGGUCUGGUCUAACUUCAGGAGAACAUGUUUCUGCAUCGUAGAACACAACUACUUUGAGACCUUCAUCAUCUUCAUGAUCCUGCUGAGCAGUGGAGCUCUGGCGUUCGAGGACAUCUACAUGGAGCAGCGUCGGGUCAUAAAGAUGCUUCUGGAGUUCGCAGACCAGGUUUUCACUUACGUAUUUGUGAUCGAGAUGAUUCUCAAGUGGAUCGCAUACGGAUUCAAGACCUACUUCACCAACGCCUGGUGCUGGCUGGACUUCCUCAUCGUAGAUGUGUCUCUGGUGUCUCUGACAGCCAACAUCCUGGGAUACUCUGACCUGGGAGCCAUUAAGUCUCUGAGGACUCUGAGGGCUCUGAGGCCGCUGAGGGCCCUGUCCCGCUUCGAAGGCAUGAGGGUAGUUGUGAACGCUCUGGUUGGAGCGAUCCCGUCUAUUUUCAACGUGCUUCUUGUCUGUUUGAUCUUCUGGCUCAUCUUCAGCAUCAUGGGGGUGAAUCUAUUUGCAGGGAAGUUUUAUUACUGUUUCAAUGAGACAUCAGGGCAGAUGUUUCACCCUGACGAGGUCAACAACAAGACAGAGUGUCUCGCUCUGAUCAACGAAAACUCUGACAUCCGCUGGAAGAACCUGAAGGUUAACUACGACAAUGUGGGAAUGGGCUACCUGUCUUUGCUGCAAGUGGCCACGUUUAAAGGCUGGAUGGACAUCAUGUACGCAGCAGUGGACUCCAGAGAGGUGGAGUCCCAGCCGAUGUACGAGGGUAACCUGUACAUGUACCUGUACUUUGUCUGUUUCAUUAUCUUUGGCUCCUUCUUCACCCUCAACCUCUUCAUCGGAGUCAUCAUCGACAACUUCAACCAGCAGAAAUCCAAGUUGGGAGGAACAGAUAUUUUCAUGACGGAGGAGCAGAAGAAAUAUUACAACGCCAUGAAGAAACUGGGUUCAAAGAAACCUCAAAAACCUGUUCCACGCCCUGGGAACAAGUUCCAGGGUCUGGUCUUUGACCUGGUUACCACGCAGUUUUUCGACAUCCUCAUCAUGGUGCUAAUCUGCCUCAACAUGGUGACCAUGAUGGUGGAGACGGAUGAGCAGAGCCAGGAGAAAGAACUCCUCCUGUACUGGGUCAACCUUGUCUUCAUCAUCAUCUUCACUUCCGAGUGCUCUCUGAAGAUCAUCGCACUCAGGCAGCACUACUUUGCUGUCGGCUGGAACAUUUUUGACUUUGUGGUCGUCAUCCUAUCCAUCGUAGGCCUCCUCCUCGCUGACAUCAUAGAGAAGUAUUUUGUUUCACCCACGCUCUUUCGUGUGAUUCGUUUGGCUCGAAUUGGUCGAGUCCUUCGUCUCAUCCGUGGAGCUAAGGGGAUCCGCACCCUGUUGUUUGCCCUGAUGAUGUCACUUCCUGCCCUCUUCAAUAUUGGCCUCCUCCUCUUCCUCAUUAUGUUCAUCUUCUCCAUCUUCGGGAUGUCAAACUUUGCCUACGUGAAGAAGGAAGCUAUGAUCGAUGACAUGUUUAACUUUGAGAACUUCGGUAACAGUAUGAUCUGUUUGUUUAUGAUCACCACGUCGGCUGGAUGGGACGGUCUGCUGAGUCCCAUCAUGAACACGGCACCGGACUGUGACCCAGACAUUGAGAACCCCGGAUCAAUGGUGCGAGGGAACUGUGGGAGCCCAGCGGUGGGCAUCAUCUUCUUCACCACUUACAUCAUCAUGUCCUUCUUGGUGGUGGUUAACAUGUACAUUGCCAUUAUCCUGGAGAACUUCAAUGUGGCCACAGAGGAGAGCGCUGACCCGCUGUGUGAGGACGACUUUGAGAUGUUUUAUGAAACCUGGGAGAAGUUUGACCCCAACGCCUCGCAGUUUAUUCAGUACAGUAAGCUGUCAGACUUCUGCGAUACUCUGCAGGAUCCUCUGAGGAUUCCUAAACCAAACACCAUCAAACUGAUCAACAUGGAUCUGCCUCUGGUUCCUGGAGACAAGAUUCACUGUCUGGAUAUUCUGCUCGCUCUCACUGCACAAGUGCUGGGUGAUUCAGGAGCAAUGGAUAAUCUCAAAUCCAGCAUGGAGGAGAAAUUCAUGGCCAACAACCCGUCCAAGGUGUCGUAUGAACCAAUCAGCAGCACCCUACGAAGGAAACAGGAAGAGGUCGCAGCGGUAGUGGUCCAGCAGGCGUACAGGAAACACCUCCUGCGACGGGCGGUCAAACUGGCGUCCUUCAAAUACCGGGAGAAGACAGGGGGACAUCGAGAGGAGGAUUCACUGCUGGAGAGAAAAGGACUCAUCUUUAAACGGAUCAGUCAGCUGUAUGGAAAUGGACAGGAGCCUGGUUCUGGUGAUUCAGGUGAGGACCCACGUCCUCCCGCCCGGGUGGAGCUUCACAGUGAGGUUCUCCUUCGCGCUGCUCCACCAGUCAUCGCCCCUGACUUAUUGCAAGAUGAGAACCUGAGGGAGUCUACCGUGUAAUGACGCCUUGUGUUUGAUGUUUGUCCUGUUUUGUCCUUUUCCUCUGCACAUGUGAACUCACCUGUUAGUGGAGCAGCGGACGAACCUCUUGUAGCUUCAGCCUCUGAAAAGACUCGACAGAGCAACUGAUCACAGAUGAUCCAGGUCAAAGUUCAUCAGGUCCGUCGAUGCACUUCAAUAUGUAUUUUAUUACGACUUCUGGAUUUUCACCUGAGCUGAAGGAGUGCAGAGACUUGGCUCACCCUGACAAUGUAUGUGAUAAUAAACUUGAUUGAACUACUUAUCCAGGUUAUAAAUAACUCGUUGUCAUUAGUAAUCUGUGGUUGUUGACUAGUUGAGACCAGGUGAUCAUUUUGUACAGUUCUGUGUUUUUAACCAGCAGGCUGCUGUGACCCGAGCCCCCAAGUCUUUUGACGAACUAACAAUCACAUGACAGCGUUCAGUGGUAAACAGUUCAAAUUAAAACAAUAAAUAAUUGAACUCUUUAUUCAAACAGCUGGACAUAAACAUGUGUGUCAUUAACAAAUGAACCAGGUUUUCUGCUUUGGUUUGUUGGACAAAGUUUGUUUCCCACCAGUUUUUUAAAUGAGCUGCUGUGACUGUCAAGUAGUCCAAUGAGAAGACACCAUGGCUGUGAUGUCAGCACAGAGGAGAACGCAAGAGAUUUUUAUUAUUAUUUCAGUCUGCAAAUUACAUAGAAAUUAAAAUGUAAACCAUCUGAAAAAACAAUUAUUAUUGCAACACAAUAAGUGAUGAAUGAUAAAUGAUUGAUUUAAUCUGUAGCCCAAUCUUUCUCUUUUUUUCUUUCUUAAUCUUUUCAAUUCUUCUUUCAUGUAUUUUUGCAUAAACUCUGGUGAAACUGUUUCUUUACUGAAUUCACUUCGACGUGACGUUUCUCAAACUUUAGCUUGUUGUUGUUAGGAAACCUUUUGCUUCGUGAGAUUGGUGAUUAAAGGUUCAAACUCUCCUGAAAAA
Scophthalmus maximus (turbot) is the source of this 6432-nucleotide messenger RNA. It is a transcript of the gene scn4ab, whose product is annotated as sodium channel, voltage-gated, type IV, alpha, b. Bases 172 to 5457 code for a protein of 1761 amino acids. Gene Ontology annotation, molecular function: protein binding; voltage-gated sodium channel activity. Gene Ontology annotation, biological process: sodium ion transmembrane transport; neuronal action potential; membrane depolarization during action potential. Gene Ontology annotation, cellular component: axon; voltage-gated sodium channel complex; plasma membrane. The transcript has 31 exons. NCBI's taxonomy places the organism in Eukaryota, Metazoa, Chordata, Actinopteri, Pleuronectiformes, Scophthalmidae. The record is from RefSeq and is a predicted model, not a curated record.